Rotaria sordida is the source of this 402-nucleotide messenger RNA. NCBI's taxonomy places the organism in Eukaryota, Metazoa, Rotifera, Eurotatoria, Philodinida, Philodinidae. The record is from the annotation of a GenBank genome assembly.
AUGUCUAGUCAACAACAACAACAACAAGAAAUUGAACAUGUACCAUCAACAUCAGCACCACCAUCUUUAAUCUCUGAAGAAAAUCUAAUUCUUAAUGAAAAUAAUAUACAUCAAUUUGAUACAUUAACAUUACAACAAUUAGCAAUUGGUACACAUCAAAAUUUAUCAAAUAUAAAUGAAGAUAAUAUUAAACCAAGUCCAUCUCAUUCAACAUCAUUGAUUGAUAUACAAAAAGAAGUUGAUCGUGUAAGACAAAUAAAAUACAAUCGAACAUAUUCAUCACCAACAUCAUCAUUUUGUUCAUGUUUAACAAUAAAUCCAUUUAAUGGGACAAAUAAUAAUAUUGAUUUAUCAUCAAUAACACAAUCAGUGCAUUCGUUUUUAUUAUUUUUCGAAAAUUAA